UCUUGCUGAGAAUAUUGGUCAUGAACUCCAAAUACCCCGCAUAAUGCCAGAUCGCGAAAUUCCUUUAGAAAUUUAUAGUGACAAGGAAAUAAAAAUACGUUUCAGAUUCUAGCCAGAUGUUAUCCAAAAAGUCAUUCUACCUCUAGUUUUAAAUCCUUUAUCCAAAGAAACUGAUAGAGGGUGUCCUCUGCCUCCUUUAUACAAGUUGCUGAUUGCAUUGAGGUUCUAUGCAACUGGAGAGUUUCAAAUUGUUGCUGGUGAUUUAUUUCAUGUAUCACAGUCCACAGUUAGUAAUGUCAUUCGCAGAGUAAGUGAUGUGCUCUCUGAUAAUCUCCGUAGAUAUAUUUGCUUUCCGGAAAUUUUCACAAAUUGCUGCAUUCCCUGGAAUAAUUGGGUGCGUUGAUGGAACACACAUACCCAUUAAGUGUUCUCAACUUGAAAGAGGAGAAAUUUUUCGUAAUCGAAAAGGAAGAUUUUCAAUUAAUAUUCAAGUUGUUGGCGGGCCUGAUUUAAAAAUAUACGAUUUGGUGGCACGACGGCCAGGGUCAGUACACGACAGCCGUAUUUUUCAAAAUAGUAGAGUAAAGAACAGAUUGGAAACUGGUUUAUUAAAAGGCAUUUUGCUGGGAGACAGUGGUUACCCUCAAUCAUACUACUUAUAUACUCCAGCACCAGAGCCUGUAAUUCCACAGCGACCUAAUCCGAAUACAAUAAGCUAUAACAUGGAUCUGCAAAAUUAUCGUAAUUAAUUGAGACACUAUUAUUGUCAAACACGCUACAAUCGUGCUCAUAGAAGUACACGUAAUUCUGUUGAAAGAUUAUUUAGUGUGUGGAAGCGUAAGUUCCCUUGAAUUUUUAAACCACUAUCAUAUAAAUUGGACACAAUUUUGUUAAUAAUAACAGCUACAGCAAUACUCCACAACAUUGCUAUUGAAACAAAUGAUGUUAUUCAUUUUGAUAAUAUCAACUUUUAUGAUGAUCAUCCUGAAUUAGACCCAGAUUCAUUAAAUAUUAAAGGAUCAAGAUUACGAGACAUA
Messenger RNA from Sipha flava (yellow sugarcane aphid), 1037 nucleotides. Its product is annotated as putative nuclease HARBI1. Lineage: Eukaryota; Metazoa; Arthropoda; Insecta; Hemiptera; Aphididae. The record is from RefSeq and is a predicted model, not a curated record. The transcript has 6 exons. Bases 315 to 749 code for a protein of 144 amino acids.